Messenger RNA from Phlebotomus papatasi, 2603 nucleotides. RefSeq names its product lipoyltransferase 1, mitochondrial (gene Lipt1). Gene Ontology annotation, molecular function: lipoyltransferase activity. The transcript has 5 exons. Gene Ontology annotation, cellular component: mitochondrion; cytoplasm. Bases 863 to 2002 code for a protein of 379 amino acids. NCBI's taxonomy places the organism in Eukaryota, Metazoa, Arthropoda, Insecta, Diptera, Psychodidae. Gene Ontology annotation, biological process: protein lipoylation. The record is from RefSeq and is a predicted model, not a curated record.
AGCUAUUCAUUGCGAAGCAAGCAUCGUGGCUGGUUGAUUGUGAAGAUAAAGAAAUCCCAGUUUGGGAGCAGUACAGAGAGUGAGUGAGGAGAGAGGAAAAGUGCAAAAAGUGCAAGUGAAUAAAUACGCCAAGCUUUAUUCAAUUGAAACGCAGUGGAAUAUUCCACUUCAAAAGUGGGCUGUGUGUGUUCUCCCUCCCGGACAAAUCUUGCAUUGGUCCCGGAAACCCAUCCGUCUGUGCAUUGACUGUGACAAGAUAAGGAAGGAAUGCCAAAGAACUGUAGCAAAGAUUGUCUAGGUCUUCGAUACCGCAUUAACGGACUCCACCAGGGAUUCAAGUGGCUCCAUCAGACCAUUGAACUUCACGAAUAUCUCAUCUCCAUGACAUCCGACUACACGGAUAACUCAGAGUGUGCUUUCAUUGGGAAACAAUAGAUUAUACUGCCCAAAAAGCCAAAGAUUCCUCUUCAAAACCUGGUCAGGAGAGAACCCAAUCUGAGGAAAAUAUCAAUUUUCUCACGCGGUAUCGAACAAAUGGACAAAAAUCAAAUCAGCAAAUACUAGAAAUAAACACUAGUGCAAAGUUUAUGAGAACCUAAAGUGCCUAAGAGUGAGGAAUUGUGCAGAAAAAGCCCUGAAACAAAUCAUCCCCUUUUUUGAACAUAACCCCCAAAUUUUAUUAAAAAAAAAAGUUUGACGUGCGAUUUUUCUAAAUUUCCGGCUCUAAUUGUGUGUGAAAGUGCUCUAGAAGUAUCAAUAAAAUACCUAAAAGUCCCCUUUGAGUGGAAAAGUAACUCCCGGACGGGAAAAAGAGUGAUAUUUCAGAGUUUUUUCCCAUAAAGAAAAGUUUUUAAUAUAAAAAAUGGCUGCUGCUCUUGUGAGAAUUCGGGCAAUAGGCUUCAGAGCCACAGCCCUUGUGCCCCAUCGUGGGUUUGCGUCUGCACUUGAGGGUGGCAAGGAUGGACGUGUCGAGGGAGAAAUUAAGAAAUCCGUCUUCAUCUCCCAAUCCUACGAUAUCUUCACCAAUUUGGCCCUCGAGGAUUGGAUUUAUCGCAAUUUCGACUUCAAGAACCACCAUGUGCUCAUGCUGUGGAGCAAUAAUCCUUGUGUGGUGAUUGGACGACACCAGAAUCCCUGGGUAGAAUCCAAUAUAUCCGCCCUGGAGCGAAAUGGGGUGGUUCUGGCGAGACGAAAUAGCGGCGGUGGGACUGUCUAUCACGAUAGGGGCAAUCUCAAUUGCACCUUCUUCACGCCACGUGAACGGUACAAUCGCAAGUACAAUCUAAACCUCAUCACCAGGGCACUAUUCCGUGAGUGGAGCAUUAAGGCAGACAUCUCCGAUCGCGAUGAUAUCCUUUUCCGCGGCAAGAAGAUUUCAGGAACUGCUGCAAAGUUGGGCCAACCCAAUGCCUAUCAUCACUGCACCCUUCUCGUCAACACCAACAAGGAUCAGCUGACACAGGCUCUUGUUAUGGAAAAGGGCGACAUUCAGAGUCGAGCAACAAAAUCAGUUCCAGCUCAAGUGAAAAAUUUAACAGAUGCCAACAAACAAGUCAAUGUGCCUCAAUUACUCUCAGCCAUUGGGUAUGAGUUUCUGCGCACAAAUGCCACAGAGUUAAUUGAUGGUGGAAGGGAAUUGGUGAUGAAACAGCGAGGAUUUCAGCUGAUAAAUCCCACUGAGAAGUGGUUUCCGGGCAUCACGGCACUCAGGGACAACUUUGAGGCCUGGGACUGGCGUUUUGGGCGCACUCCCAAGUUUUCGGUGGAAAAGAGUAUUGAACUGAAGUCUGAGGAGAAGAUUCACAGUGUGAAGCUGCAUGUGGAUGUUGAGGGGGGAAUUAUGACGGAGAUUGCACUGAUUCUGUCACCGGGAGGUGAGAGAAUUCCGGUGGUGUCCAGUCUCAAGGGACGAGAGUACAGCGAUGACAAUCUGAAUGGAAUUAUUGCGGCUCUGAAGGGAGUGAGUGCGGAAAAUGUAAAACUAGCGAUGAAUAACUUAUGAAGUCUGACGAUUGAUCACCUCGGAGACAACUAAAGUAUUUUCCACACACUUUUGUAAGCAAACGAUCGACAAAGGUAGAAAGAGGCCUUGAAUCACGCGAAAGACUGAGAAAAAAUUAAAAAAAAAGAAAACCUACAACUGAAAGAGAGUUGGAAUACAAACUCUAGGUAGAAUAAUAUCCUUUUUGUUUAUUAUUAGUUUAUAGAUGAAAAAAAAAAUAUUUUUUACACAAAAAAAUCGCGUUUAGUAAGGAGAAUAUUUUUGGCUUAUUUACAAUUUAUUUCUUUUCCCUUGGGAUUGUUUUUUUUAAUAAGAUAUAAUUUAGUUUUUAGGUAUUAAUGCAUGGAGAAAAAAAUGUAUUUUUUUUUCUUUUCAAUUCAAGAAUAUAAUCAUAUCAUUUGCAUCUUUGUGCCUCUAUUGAAUAGUUUCUUUUCUUAAUAGCUAAUUAACUGAUAUUUUUGCCACGAGCGUGGUUCAAGCGUAAGAGGAAACUCUUUAUUUUUAAUAUUUGCUGAUUGAUUUUUUUUUGCGGAAAAAUUUUUGGAGUGUAUUUUCAAUGUAAUGUUAAUUUAUUAGUGAAUAAAAAUUUUGUCAAAAAGUU